Messenger RNA from Colletotrichum spaethianum, 720 nucleotides. RefSeq lists its product as uncharacterized. Lineage: Eukaryota; Fungi; Ascomycota; Sordariomycetes; Glomerellales; Glomerellaceae. The transcript has a single exon. Bases 1 to 720 code for a protein of 239 amino acids. The record is from RefSeq and is a predicted model, not a curated record.
AUGCCUCCCGUUAACAAUGGUGCCCUGGCUUCAGCCGGCGUUAUUGCUGUGUCUGUUGCCGUAGCAGCUGCUAUUGCCAUCUACGAGUCGCCCGAACUUCGACGGUAUGCCGACGACAUCCGGAGGCGUAUUGCAGUCGCACUGCACUCGCUGGGCGAGGGCAUCGAGCCCGGCGACCGCCCGCCCAUGUUCAACCGCCCCGAGGACGCCCAAGGCUUCCUAGAGUCCCGAGGAGGAGCCGAGUCCGGCGUGGACGCCGACGAUGAGACCCGCCGCCGCCAGCGCGAGGAACUCUUGUACUGGAAUGCUGUACACCUGGCCAAAACGGAGAAGGAGAGAAUCGAGGCCGAGGAGUCCGGUUCCCGGGAACUGCCGCCGCCCGGGCCCACGCGGGGCAGGUCUUUCGACGACUUCAUGCAACAGGACCAGAACGGCGAGAAGGGAUCUUUUGUUUUCAACACGGGCGCAAAUGUCCACAACGAUGAGGGUCUUGUCCGUCGCCGCUACGAAGGUGUCCGCGGCCUGAACUCCUCGCUCUACGCCAACCCCUUUGCCGACGAGCACCAAAUCGAUCAGGAUGAGCUGCCGACGGUGGAAGAGCCAAGCCAGCUUUCUCCCGGCCGCGACGAGGCCGUGUCAGACAUUUAUAGUGCUACUACCCGUGACGCCGACGAGCGCCCCGAGAUAUCGCCGCCACUCUCGCCCAUAUGCCCCCACUGA